Molecule: messenger RNA, 2217 nt
Organism: Acanthamoeba castellanii str. Neff
Lineage: Eukaryota; Discosea; Longamoebia; Acanthamoebidae
Exons: 7
Coding region: 1-2217 (738 amino acids)
Source: RefSeq, a predicted model, not a curated record
AUGAAGAUGAUGAAGCAGGAGGUGCAAAUGGAGAAGAGACAAGACAAAGACAAAAACAAAAAGAAACAGCAAAGAAACGAAGAAACGACCGCCAAAGAGGCCGCAGACGAUCGGAAAAGUGACGGCGAAGAGGUCGAGGAUGAAGAGGAGAAGAGCAGCACCGAAGAAGAGAGCGAAGAGGAGGUAGACAACAACAGCGACACGACCGGCCCCGUGGGCUCCGCGGGCGGGUUGUUCUUCCUGCGCCGGAGCCGGCGAAAGACCAAGGCCCGACAGCAACAGCAGGAGAAGGAGAGGGAGAGGGAGGUACGCCGCGGCGAGAAGCGCCAGCAGCUCAUCAAGCUCAAGCGCCUGGUCGAAGGCGACGCCGCGCAGCCUGUCGAGCUCGAACUCCCCGGCAGCGGCGAGCAGCGGGAGCGCAACGUCGAAUUCGUCACGAAGAAGGCCGCCGCGCUCACGAAGUCCAAGGAGGACAACGGCGACGAGGAAGACGACGGCGAGGAGACCGCAACGUCGAAGGAGCGGCGGAAGAACAGCCUGGGCUCGUUCGGCUACGGGCUGUGGGUGCCGCCGUCGGGUCGCCGCCGGGCCAUGACCGACUCGGAGCUGGUCAUCACCGAACACCGGCCCGAUGGCGGUGUCGCCGAUCUGCCGGCCAUGCGCCGCAAGGGCUCGCUCACCAAGGGACCCCUGCGACAACAGCAAGUCGCCACCGUCGAAGAAGGAAAAAGAGAAAGAGAAAGAGAAAGAAAAGGAGAAGGAGAAAGAGAAAGAGAAGGAAGAGAGGAGAAGGAGCGGAAGAGGAAGCUGAAGAACCUGUCGCGAUCGGCGCCGGUCGGCCCAGUGCUCUCCUCGGAGGAAGACGACGAAGAGGAUGAAGAAGAGGAUGACGAGGACUCUGAAGAGGAGGAAGAUGAGGAGUUUGGAGAGGACGAUGACGAGGACGACGAGGACGACGAGGACGACGAGCGCGCUUGCCGAUACAACCAAGACACGUCUCCCGCCUUCCGCAACGAGGGCAAGUCAAGGGAGGCACCCGCAGCAAAGACGAAGAUGCUGGAGGCCAAGGACCUGUUGGUGCUCAACAAGCGGGCCAUGCGAAAGCUCUUCAAGCACAAGCUCUUCGCGCCCUUCUUCACCGUGAGCGUGGGCGAGAACACCACCCGCACCAAGCGCACCACCAUUGCCAGCCCGACCUUCAACCACCACCUCACCUUCGUGUAUCAGGAGGGCGGCGAGGUGGAGCCCACGCUGUCGGUGAAGCUGUUCUACCGCUGCCGCACCAAGGCGCACCGUGCGCGGCGGCUCCACGUGGGCACGAUGGAGGUGCCGCUGGCCCGUCUGGCCGCCGGCAAGACGCACGACCUGUGGCUGCCCAUCGUCCCCACCUGCGACUACCAGCUCCUAUGGAACUGGCAGAAGCUGGGCGACGACGCCAGCAACGACGCCCGCGAUUCCCGGGUCGCGGCCAAGAGCAAGGACCGAAGCCGUACACGCCUCGGCAGCAUGCACAUGACCAUACACACAUCGCUGGACCAGAGCGCGGGCGCGCUGAGCGCGUUGGGCCUGCCCUCGCUGGCGGUGCCGCUGCGGUUGCAGGUGGGCGACGUCAUCCUCUUCCACUGCUCCCAGCUCGCCUCGCACGGCGCCAAGCUCGCCACCCGCAGCCGAUGGGACCACGUGGCGAUGGUGGCCAAGCAUCGGAAGCGCGAGGGCCUCUAUCUGUUCGAGGCCACGCGAGACGGCGUGCACCUGUUCCACCUCGACCGACGCCUGGCGUUCUACCUGGAGUCGCGCACGGAGCUCGGCGUGCGGCGCCUGCGCACCGAGCGCACGGAAGAGAUGGAGGCGGCGCUGCACGAAUUUGUGGCCGAAGUCGAUGGGCGACCCUACAAGACAAACCCGCUCGAGCUGCUCCGCGCCUUGCGCGACUCCAACGAGUGCGACAACCUGGACACCAUCUUCUGCUCGCAACUGGUGGCGGCGGCCUACCAGCGGAUGGGCAUCCUGUCGCAGGAGCUGUGUUCGAACAACUACCUCCCGGCCGACUUUGCGACGGCCAAGAUCAGCGACCACCUCAUCGGGGCCGAGCUCGACGAGGUCGUGCUCGUGCCGCCCGUGCGUCAGAAGGGGAGCCUCGGCGACGAACAGCCGUUCGGGAGCGGCGUGGGCGGCAGCGCGCCGGGGAGCUUCCAGAUUGGCAGCUUCCCCUUCUGA